UGCCCCUCUUAGAGACACUUCACGGGGAGUUCAGAGCAGCGGUACCGCAGGGUCAGGGUCGAGACGGUGAAUCUGACUCGCUUUCACUCCGCAUCUCCGAGCUCGAGCCCUCACGCCAACUCAACCGUCAGUGACGUCUGCGUCACGUGUGCGUCUCUUCCCUCGGUACGUCCGUCGUAUUUUCCACCCCUCCGCUGUCUGCUCCAACACCGAGACAGAGCAGAGCCGAGCCGAGCCUGGCGAAUUAAACGCGAACCCAAGACAGAGCGUCGCUGUCCGGACGCCGGGUGUCGCGUUUGUCUGCAGCCGAUGGACGGAGGGGUCUUACACCUAUAAGUUGCCAUCAGUGAAGUCCGUUAGUGGCUCCUGUGUGAGCCCGUAUCAAUGUAAACUUUUUCUUUUUUCUAAAAGAACGUUCACUGCGCACAGUGAGAUCCAAACAAAGCGAGGAUUCUACUAAAACCUCUGCAGAGAAUCAUUCGGGGACUUAUGGAAGAGCUCGUCCACUCUCCUUCCCCCAUGUCUGGUCGACAGUGAAGGAGGAAUCCAUCUUCUCUCUCUCAGCCCCUCAGCCAUUUGACCCCCCCCACCUCCUUUCCCUCUGGUCUCACCAUGGCCAGCAAAAGGAAGUCCACUACACCCUGCAUGAUCCCCAGUAAGGUCAUCCGCUCUGUGGAGGAGGCGGAGCGGGACUCUCCGGUUCCGGUCCGUCACUCCAGGGUUUCUGGAGGUGACAGACGCAGCCCUCUGGACGCCAGCGGUGAACCAAAACAGGAGGCGGGGGAUGCAGAUAAGGACGGUGGCGGUGGCACUUACACUUGCAAGCUGUGCAAUUUUGAAACUCACGACCUCAACCUGUUCCUAGAUCACGUCUACACGGGGCACCCGGACUUUAGGGCGGACCCUGGCUUCGUCUGCAUGAGCUGCGGCGUUUCGGCGCCAAAGUUUGAGGGGCUAGCUCUGCACAACGCCAGAGUCCACCCUAGCACUUUGAAUACGACCCUGCAGCUGAGGAGGAGGGAGAGGAGGGCAGUGGUGGAGCAGAACCUGGUGAUAGGGGCAGAGCUGUGCAGGGACAGCGAAAUCUCCAUCACUAAGACACCAAUCAUGAGGAUGCUGAAGGGAAAAUCUGAACCCAAAAGGAUUGUGGUGUCUCACUCGGUGUCAGACGAGCCCGCCUCGGACGUGCAUUCUGCCUCCAUAUCCAGGGAAUCUGAAAGAAAGGAAUCUUCUGCUGUUACAGUCACCCACGUCUCCACAAUUGUCCACAACGGAACGAGCAAGACCACCCUGCCCUCGGCGAUCCAGAUUGUCAACGGCUCUACGGGGUUACCUAUACUGAAGACACCCAUCACACAGGUUGUUUCUGUAGCUCAGAACCGAAGUCUUCACCAUUCAGCAUCUAUCACAGCUUCCUCUACUGCUUCUUCAUCCUCAUCCUCGCAAAAUCUUCCCAAGGUAAUGAUCCCUCUGAGCAGCAUCCCCACCUACAGUGCCUCCAUGGACUCCUCCUCCUUCCUGAAGACUUCUUUCAGCAAGUUUCCGUACCCCACCAAGGCUGAGCUGUGCUACCUGACCGUCGUCACCAAAUUCCCCGAGGAGCAGAUCAAGAUCUGGUUCACCGCUCAGCGACUGAAGCAAGGCAUCAGCUGGUCCCCGGAGGAGAUUGAGGAGGCAAGGAGGAAAAUGUUCAACACCAUCAUCCAGACGGCACCGGUCGGCUCCCAGAACCAAACCCAGAGUCACCACAGCCAGGCGCCACACACCAUCACAGUGCUGCCCGCCUCCCUGGGGCCCACCGGGAUCCCUCAGUUCCUGCAGGGGUCUCUUGUCAGCCCAGGCGGCGUAAUCGUCACGCAACCUGUUGUGGCAAACGGAAUCCAGGUCAGCAGUGCCCCCGUGGCCCUCGCGGUCACGCCGAAGCCCCAGGCGGCGGCUCGGCCCACAAUGCAGGCCCGACCCGCUGCCGCUCUGGUGGCGGAUAAAAGCCCCAGCAUGCUGGUUGGAACGGUGGGCAGCAGUAAAGCUAUGGGAGGGGGCACGAACAGUACCAGCAACACUGAAGGCGGUGUCAUCAACCUUAGUCUUGGAAGCAGUAGUCAUAGCAACGCUAAGGGGAGCAGUGUCAAUGGUAAACAUGGCAGUGCUAAUGCUAACUCCAGCGAGAAAAACAGCAGUGAUGUUGGCAGCCGUGUUAGCGCCAGAAACACAGACAGUAAACCUGACGGGGGCGGUUCGGGGCAGAUGGACAGUAAGACCCCCACAGAAAACAAAGCUGUCAUCAGCAGCUGUGAAAACCUGAAGAGCAAAGAUGCUAAUGGUAGCAGCAAUCAUAACAAUCUGGCCAGUGCAGGAACUGAGGAAGCAGAUCCUUCUGGUUGUGACUCUCCAACCAUCAAAAUGGAGGAUGCUUCAUCCCCCGCCUCUAAGUCUUCCUCCCCCACUCCUGCAGGUCCGGGCAGCAGCUCCGGCUCCCGGACCCCCUCCAGCACCUUCCUGGACCCCAGCUUUUACAAAGGCAAGAAGUCCCAGGAGCAGCUCAGUAUCCUGAAGGACAGCUUCCUGCUGAGCCAGUGGCCCGACCAGGAGGAGGUUGACCGCCUCAUCGGCCUCACCGGCCUCACGGUGCGCGAGGUCCGCAAAUGGUUCAGCGACCGACGCUAUCAUUUCCGCAACUGCAAGAGCUCCCGCUCCAGCACGGGUGGGCAGAGUAAGUCCAGUGCUGGAGCGGGGAACGGCGGAAGUACGCCUGGUAGCAGUGCCGCCGCUGCCGCCGCCGCCGGCUGUAACGCCCCCGUUGAUUUGUCGGAAAGUAGCAGCAGCAACUCUGGUGCCAAAACUCCCCAGCACAGCUCCAGCACCACCACCCAGAGCCCUCCGCCAACACAGACCCCCACAUCGCCCACCGCUCCUUCCAAGAGGCUCUUCAGGUUACACUCACCUGAUUUCACAGCCAUCCGCUACAAGGAGAGAGACCCCCACCAGGUGAUAGCCCUUGAGGCCAGCUUUGCCCAGAACACCGACCCGUCAGGAGAAGAAGUGGACAGGCUGCGCUCUGAGACCAAGAUGACUCGGCGGGAGAUCCACGGCUGGUUUGCUGAGAAGAGGAAGCGAGUGGCUGCUGAGAAGAAGAAGGAGGAGGCGGAGCGGAAGCCGAAGGAGGACGAGGAGGAGAUGGAGGUGGAUGGAGAAGAGAGGCAGAGGGAUGACGGUUCAGGGGAACCGAAAGUGAACCCCAUCAAAAUAAAUCUGAAGAUGCUGAAGAAAACCUCCCACUCCCCCAAACCCACAACUGUCCGAGGGAAGAAGACGGCGGAGCAGCUCCACCUGCUAAAGCAAGUCUACGCCCGAACCCAGUGGCCCAGCGCCACUCAGUACGAUGAGCUCAUCUCAGGAACAGGGCUGCCCAGACCUGAGGUGGUGCGCUGGUUCGGGGACUCCCGGUACGUCCAGAAGAACGGACUGCUGAAGUGGCUGGAGGAGUACCAGAACCUGGCCCUGGAGGAGGAGCUGCAGAAGGACGGCUCCAAGGUCCUGCAGGACCAUCUGGACGCCCACGGCAGGCUGGACGACUCCCAGAUAAAGGAGCUGGCUGAGAAAACUGGUCUGACAGGCGACUUGGUGCGGCAUUGGUUCUCUACCAGGGGAGCGAUCCCCGACGCUAAGCAAAGCUCUGCACAGCAGGCGGGAACGGAAGCCGUCGCCGCAGAGGAAGCAGCGGCGCCGCCGACAGGAUCCUCGGCUCUGGAGCCACAGCCGGGCGGCGGGACGGAGGAGAAGAUGGAGCCGUCGGUGUGUGGGGCGGAGGCUGACGCCGACAACUCUGCUGCUGCUACAGGAAGUGAAGAGGCCUCAGUAUGAGGACAGAGUUCACAAAGCAGGAGGUCUUUGUUCCGGCAGGACAGCAGAUGGUUUGUGACUGGAUCAGUGGUUUGAAACUGACCCCAGAUCCGUCGUCUCCCUCUACUAGAGACGGACACUACAGCCAGCCCUCGGUCCCUCCGUGUGCCAUGUGACGCCAUCAUCCCGGUUUUACUUGAUGACCACAUGUUUGGUGGACGGAGGUCUGACCAUGAGUGAUGGGAAGUUUGUCAUCAAGUCGUCGCCGCUGGGCGUUUGCCAAGGCCUUAGAUGAACUUUUUUUCCCCCCAGUCUUGUUCUUUCUGCUCAGCUAAACGUCCAAACUCGGCUGCUCUCGGUGCGUCUUUGUCGCUCCUUGAAUGCGUUUUCUCUGCUUGGAUCGGACGGACUUUGGUCUGGGAGACGUUUGGAGUGAAGGCGGGCAUCCUGUGACGCCCAAAGGAAUGGGACGAUGUGCUAAAACCACGUGAAGUUCAGAUCUUCUGGUAGCAUCAAGUGCUUCUCUAUGUCUCGUUUGUUUUUAUGAAACUGUCUUAGGAAUAAAUGCAAAAGAUCAGAACUUUUACCACAGUUCCAUACUCAUGCUCGAUGUACAAUUUUUACAGAUGCAUUUGGAGAAUAAACAACAGAAUGUAAUGAAUUCAAACCUGUUUCUCCUUCACUGGUCCAAGAUGAGUAAACCAAACAAAACAGUCUGAAACAUUUUACUGUUUGAAGGAUAAUUUCUUUAGAAGACAAAAUACAGAAACUUUAAACUGAAUUUUACUCAGAUUUAAUGUGAUAUAGUGCUCACUGUAAACUGUAUAGAGGAGUGGUGUUAUUGUGAUGGGCUUAAAAAGACACGGCCAAUUGCAGUCAGGCUUGAUAAAUACAACAGUUAAGUAAAGGUGAUCAUUUAUUGUGGUAUAAAAUGGCUGGAAAAUACAUAGGAAGGGUCUUUGUAAUGGGUUUUCUUAAUCUGCUUCUAAGAGUUGCUCAAUGUAUGUGGUCCUACUUACAUUAAAAAGAAUGCAAAGCAACCUAAAUGCUUUAGGUUUUACCUAGCAUUUUCAAUUUUAACAUUUUGCAUUUUUCAAAGGCUUCCUGCACCCUAAAGAUUCACUUAUUUCUUAAAUCAGGGAUUCAGGGCUGCACAAAAUCAUUCUGAUGGCUGCAAAAAGCUCAACCUUUGGUCAACCCAGGGUUAGUUUAAAGCAAAUAUGUGGGAGAGAAUGGCUCAGUCAAAGUCCAGACUCAAAGAUACAUGCUCUUAGUUGCUGUUCUGCAAAGAAUAGCUGAAAAUGUUUAGUAUUUAAAUGUGCAAAGAUUAUUCACAUGCCUCAAAACAUCUGCAGCUGCAAAAGUUUGGCUUUACAAAGUUACAUUUAUAUACAUGCAACAAAUUUCACAUUUUACUUUGGAACCAUUUUUGAAAACCGUAUUUCCUUCCAGUUGUGCAUCAUUUUAUGUUGGUUCUUCACAUAAAAUUCCAACAAAAUUCACUUUUUACUAUGGAAAAAAAGCUCAUCUUCUAUAAAUACCAAAUUAUUUCAGACAAGUUUUAAAAGUUCAUGCCCUUUGCUUCCACGUGGCUCAUUUUCGGUUCUGUUAGACUAUUAGUCAUGUUUGUCGGCUGUUCACACGUCUUAUAGUGAAACGCCGUUCAUUUCCUGUGAUGCGGCGUCGGAAGUUUAAAAAAUGAGUAUCUGCACCUCAAUGAACAAUUUGAUAAGAAAAAUAAGGACCAGAAAGCUUGUAUAAAGCAGUGAGUAUUUUAUUUACUUUUCAGGCUUGAAUAUGUUCCAUAUGAAAGGCAAAAAAAUAAUAAUUAAAAUUAAUACUUCUCGUCAUUGAGGUUUAGGCACAUUACAGGAAGGCAAAUGUAAAAUGAGGCCGACGCUAGCAGAAAGAAAAAUCGAUAAAAUUACAACAACAAAAGCGAAACAAAUUACAGUUAAAGGCCCCACGCAGGCGUCCUUUGUUGUUCAGCUUGAUUUGACGUCAAUAUGGAAAAUGCUCCUACAUCAAACAGUUGAGUCGUUUUGCACGUGCUCACACGGUGCCGUGCAGCAAACCAUCAAAAUACGUGACCAUGGCUGUGGGAAAUGUGGCUUCAAUGUGGUGUGUGUGGAGAUAGGCCAGAACUGAGGGCAAUGCAUUGCUCCACACACACGCACACACACAUU
Molecule: messenger RNA, 6026 nt
Organism: Xiphophorus couchianus (Monterrey platyfish)
Lineage: Eukaryota; Metazoa; Chordata; Actinopteri; Cyprinodontiformes; Poeciliidae
Gene: zhx3b
Product: zinc fingers and homeoboxes 3b
Exons: 8
Coding region: 613-3861 (1082 amino acids)
Biological process (GO): regulation of transcription by RNA polymerase II
Cellular component (GO): nucleus
Molecular function (GO): DNA-binding transcription factor activity, RNA polymerase II-specific; DNA binding
Source: RefSeq, a predicted model, not a curated record